AAGUUCUACCUGUAGUUGGCUUUAUUUUCAAAUCAAAUGUUUGGUUACUCUCUUGUUUAAAAAAAAAAAAAAAAAAGAAGUCAUGCAACCAGGACAAUACUCUUCCCAGAGCCCCUGACGGCCAGGACAGAGUUGAGACUACAUCAUUGAGACCCUGAGCCCUGGAGUUGUACUGUUCAAGGAGAAUUCAAGAAAUGGCCUCUUCAUCACUUCUUGCCUUCUUAUUCCUGACUCCAGCCCUAGUGGCCACUCUGAGACCCGGCAGUCAGUGUCCAGUUUGUGGGGGGCCUGCUGUGGACCUGGAGAGCCACCGGGAGCUGCUUCUUGAUCUGGCCAAGAGAAACAUCCUAGACAAGCUGCACCUCAGCCAGCGCCCAACACUGAGUCGGCCAGUGCCCCGAGCGGCCCUGAGGACGGCACUGCAGCGCCUCUGUGGGCCUCCUCAGUGGGCACUCCCGGAGGAGUACAGGAGCCAAGAAUAUGACAUCAUCAGCUUUGCUGAGACAGGCUUCUCCAGCAUCAACCAGACUCGUCUCAAUUUCCACUUUUCCUCUGAUGAGACUGCUGGUGGCAUGGAGAUCCGCCAGGCGAGCUUCAUGUUCUUUGUGCAGCUCCCUCCCAACAGCACCUGGAGUAUAAAUGUCAGGGUCUUUGCACUAAGCCCACACGACACCAACCUCACCAUAGCUAGUCAGCACCUGCUGGAGGUGGGUGUGAGCGGCUGGCACCAGCUCACACUAGGGCCUGAAGCUCAGGCUGCCUGUAGCCAGGGGCACCUUACCCUGGAGCUGGUGCCCGAAGGCCAGGUAGCCCAGAGCUCAGUCAUCAUGAGUGAUACUGCCCAUAGGCCUUUCGUGGCAGCUCGAGUAAGACCUGGGAGCAAGCACCGGGUUCGCCGACGAGGCAUUGACUGCCAGGGAGGGUCCAGGAUGUGCUGUCGACAAGAGUUCUUCGUAGACUUCCGUGAGAUUGGCUGGCAAGACUGGAUCAUCCAACCUGAAGGCUAUGCCAUGAACUUCUGCACAGGGCAGUGCCCGCUGCAUGUGGCAGGCAUACCUGGCAUUGCUGCAUCCUUCCACACUGCAGUAUUCAAUCUUCUCAAAGCCAACACAGCCGCUGGAGCAGGGGGCUCAUGCUGUGUGCCCACAGUCCAACGGCCCCUGUCUCUACUCUACUAUGAUAGGAACAGCAAUAUUGUCAAGACUGACAUACCUGACAUGGUGGUAGAAGCCUGUGGGUGCAGUUAGUCUGUGUCUGAUAGUAGCACCCCCAGGUAGGAUGGGCAAAUAUGAUGUCACAGAGGUGCCCUUUCUCAAGAGGGAAGGACCCCAUUCAUGCCUCUGUCCAUAAUGUGGACUGUCUCUCCCUGAGCAACCUCCAAGGUCGGGAGCCCUACAGUAAGAACAGUCAUGGUACUGUUUUCACGGCCACCAAUCUCUGUCCCAGGGCUUAGUUUAUCCAUCAGCUCCUUCAUGCACAAACCCACUUCAGGGACUGAUUCCCUUAACCAUGGGCAAUGCCAUCUGGGUCCCAAGCCAUGGCACACUUAACUCAUCCAAAAUCAGCCCCACCACCCACCAAGUCUCCCUCCCCUUUCCACCUGAUGGCCCCCACACCAGGACGAGUUCAUUCGACUCCCUCCCCUGACCUUUCUGGCCAGCCAGAGUCCUUCCUUGGACUCACCAGACAUUAAAUCACUAUUCCAAAGGUGA
Octodon degus (degu) is the source of this 1712-nucleotide messenger RNA. It is a transcript of the gene Inhbc, whose product is annotated as inhibin beta C subunit. The transcript has 2 exons. Bases 195 to 1247 code for a protein of 350 amino acids. The record is from RefSeq and is a predicted model, not a curated record. NCBI's taxonomy places the organism in Eukaryota, Metazoa, Chordata, Mammalia, Rodentia, Octodontidae. Gene Ontology annotation, biological process: SMAD protein signal transduction; BMP signaling pathway. Gene Ontology annotation, molecular function: hormone activity; cytokine activity; growth factor activity. Gene Ontology annotation, cellular component: extracellular region.